Thermothelomyces thermophilus ATCC 42464 is the source of this 1449-nucleotide messenger RNA. RefSeq lists its product as uncharacterized. NCBI's taxonomy places the organism in Eukaryota, Fungi, Ascomycota, Sordariomycetes, Sordariales, Chaetomiaceae. Bases 147 to 1361 code for a protein of 404 amino acids. The record is from RefSeq and is a predicted model, not a curated record. The transcript has 3 exons.
CUAGUCUGCGCUCGUGCGCACCGUUUUGGUGGCGCAGCUCUUCACCCUGGCCAAUUUGAAUGAGAAGGCGGAAAGGCUUUGAAUAGGAAACAAUUUCUCAUUCUCAUCACCAACAUCGCUUGGUUCACGCUCCAAGACUGUUCGCCAUGGCGUUUCACACCAACUUGCCGCUCCCACCCUCCACUACAUUGACCCGCAGCGUGUCUGACACCCUGAAUCGCAAGCUCAAUUUUCUCGAGAACGACUCCGAUGCCGAUCUCUUUUCUGGAAGGCCUGGACAAAGCCUUGGACGAGCGGUUUUGGCUCGGAUAUCGAGUGAUCCUUCUUCCAGUACUCGCAAGGUUCUGACCCGACCGAUCGAAUAUCCAGGCAAUUCUCCCAGCCUAGCAGACGACACCAACCCCACAGGGGAUGGCAUACGGCAAAGCUUUCCGUACUACUCGAGAAACACGAACAACAGGCGGCGGGACCAGCGAAGCCUUUCCGAGAGCGGUUCUGGGAUUAGAGGCGCUUAUUCGCGAUCCCUCACUACCGAUACGGCAACGGCGCAGGCAGUCAAGACAGCACGGUACCCGGUGCUCUAUGAGAAACUCAAGGCACCGGCGGCCGCGAAAAAAGCGUUGAAGAUCUGGAAAGAGAGGAAGCAAGGCGCGGUGGGGGAGAUCCCCGCCGGUGCUCUUGCGCUGGAGACACAUGACCGGCCUCUCCUCCGAGAUGGCCGGACAGCGUCCGAUAACAAUGGCUCAGGCCGGACCGCUCAAGUGCAGGAUCCCGGUGAGGUUUACCGCUGUGACCGGACACCUCUCCCCUCCGCCGCUUCUCCAGUUACCGCGCCUUCGACCUCCGGGGCGCUCGUCGCUAGUCGCAAGGCAAGGGCUGCCAACGACUUCCCGCCGCAGCACAUGACAUUCUUCGGACCCUUGCUCGAACAGACGAAGCGCGGGAGGCGUCUUCGCAUCACCUGCACACUGGAGAAGUCGUACCCGAACUUCCACAUUGAGUGCGACUACACCUAUGUCGACAAGUCGGAGAGAGUUAACUCCAGUCAAACGGACACGCGCAUAUCGUCUGCGGUCAUUAGAACAAGAGAAAACAUCUGGAUUGUCGUUUUUGAGCAGAUGGGAUACAAUGAGGAGUUCAUAAAGGGGCUCGUGGGCGAGACGGAAUAUGCCAGGCUGGAUGGCGACGUGGGCGAGCCGAUCAAGGGCCAUGGAAAGACAUCUGACCUCGCGACUGUGAAGGUCCAUAAGAAAAUCAAGAUCCCCGAGGGGUUUGACCUGGGCGGGAUAUGGUGCAAGGCAGCCGACUUUUACGAGAUGAGGAUCUAUGUUCCGGCGAAGGAAUACAAACACAAAGAAUGACUUGUGAGGCUGCUUAAUAUUAAUCAGGUAGGCACUUGUUCGAGUUCUGCUAUAGUGCUUGAUAAGCGGUUCAAUGAUUUAAUAACUA